AUGCCAGCAGCCGAUGAAUAUGCUACGAACACAGAUUUGGAAGGGCAGAUCGAGCAUGUGAGGGAGAAAGGUGAACUGUCGGAAGCACAGUGCAGAUCCUUAUGCGAGAAAGUCAGGGAAAUUCUUCAAGAGGAGUCGAACUGCCAGCCUGUGCGCUGUCCGGUGACCGUCUGCGGAGACAUUCAUGGCCAGUUCCUAGACUUGAAGGAGCUCUUCCGGAUUGGCGGCCCGCUUCCAGAGACCAACUACCUCUUCCUGGGUGACUACGUAGACCGCGGCUACUACUCCGUGAAAACCGUGUCGCUCAUGUUUCUGUACAAAGUGCGUUUCAAGGAGCGCAUAACUAUUCUCCGCGGCAACCAUGAGAGUCGCCAAAUUACACAGGUGUACGGCUUCUUCGAUGAGUGCGUUCGAGCAUACCGUGGUCCGCAGGUCUGGAAGCUAUUCACCGACUCCUUCGACUACUUGCCAGUGACGGCUGUGAUCGAAAACCAGAUCAUCUGCAUGCAUGGGGGCAUUUCGCCUUCGCUCGACUCCUUGGAUAACAUCCGCCAGCUGGACCGCAUCCAAGAGGUGCCUCACGAGGGACCUAUGUGUGACCUGUUGUGGUCAGACCCUGAUGAUCGAUGUGGCUGGGGCAUCUCGCCGCGUGGUGCUGGCUACACUUUUGGACAGGACAUCUCAGAGCAGUUUAACCACGCCAAUGGCCUCAAGCUGAUUGCACGGGCGCACCAGUUGGUUAUGGAGGGCUACAACUGGUGUCACGACAGGCACGUGGUGACGAUCUUCUCGGCGCCAAACUACUGUUACAGGUGCGGCAAUCAGGCAGCUGUUAUGGAGAUCGAUGAGCAUCUCAA
Molecule: messenger RNA, 857 nt
Organism: Symbiodinium necroappetens
Lineage: Eukaryota; Dinophyceae; Suessiales; Symbiodiniaceae
Source: the annotation of a GenBank genome assembly